AUGUUGGUGCAGGACCUUUUAGUGCUAUCGCUAUAUUUGGGCCACCAGCUUUUCAUUUCAUCAACGUGGACAAAGGCUUUACUGGUGGGGGGUAUCUUCACCUUUUCUCUCACGAUCUUCCCCCUAGCUGUCCUGUUCGUCCAAACGAUCCUAAUUCCUCGUCGACUUGUUUCGGUGACGAACACGGGUAAACAAGCCACGGGAUUUCUAGGAAAACCGCUAUUCUUCCCGGUCCAGUUCAACCAUAUCCGCCGCAGACCAGUGAAGGAUCAGUUUUUAAAUCGCUUUCUUCUUGUGGGCACACCAGUUGGCCUUCGCUGUCGCAUAGGAAGUCUACUCGCAGUGGAUGAUAAGUCUCUCGAUGUGACCCCUCCUCCUGAUGGCGUUGAACGGUAUUGGUCAUGGAAACGUAUCUCAUCCCAAUUAUCCUGUUGGUUUACAGUUGACUCUGCGCGUUUUCUUCAUCGGGGAGACCAUGGGUUGGAUCUGCGACAAAAGCUUGACAAUUUCCUUCGCGAUCAGAAUGAGGAUCCCUCUCAAUGGCCAUUUGCCUACCUACUGUGUGUACCCCAGUUCCUAGGAUGGUCUCGGGCUGUGGUAUCUUGGUGGUACCUCUACAACAAGAAUCGGGAACUGGACGCGAUGAUUCUCGAAAUCAACAACUCUUACUGGGAGAAAAGAAAUAUCUUCCUGAGGGUGACUCCAACCUCUGACUAUCCUCUUUGUCCUCCUGCAGACCUACCUGUCGAAUAUCUUGACGAAUUGCACUUGGCGCCUUCGUUGAUUUCACGGCCCCGAGCGAAGUUCUACAAAGGAACCUGGAUCAAAAGCAUCUUUGCAUCUCCAUUUGAAAAGGUAGACGGCUUAGUAUCCAAUCGUAUGAUGGACCCUUUGCAGCCAGAAGCCUGGAAAUCCAACACUUCCUUUUCUAAUAUGACAACAAUGGAGGAGGAUACGGGCGAGGUCCGAAUGGCAACUCGCUUGAUUUGUGAUGGUCCUCCACUUGACCCUACCAGAAUGACUGCUUUCCAGGUAGCAAAGUUCGUAUUCAAUUGGACGCUGCCAAACAUGUUUACAACGGCAGAAAUUGUUUACAAGGCUUUGAAAAUAAAAUUCACUGGGAUGAUGAUCAUGAACAAAAAACCACCUGUGCGCAGCGGGACUGUUGGUCGCCCAAUAACGAAGCUUGAAAUGGUUUUUGAGGGAUUUUUCCGCUCAUACCUCGCUACCUGCGUUGAGAAUUUCCCAGAGCCGAUUGAGGUCACCUACCUGCCUUGCAGGUCAUUCACCAAUGAGAUUGUUCGCAUGCAGUCUCCUUUAUAUAAAGAUGCCCCCUCAAACGCACACUCGCUGAGAGUUGAACCUGUCGAUCCACAAUUUUAUGUGAGAUUCGCCACCUAUCUCGAUGUAGAAUCAGCUCUAGGUCAAGAAACGCAGCCGGCAGGUCUGAUCGCUGAUCCUACAGCCCAGCCACUUCUUGCAUCUGACUUAUCUCUUCUUGCUUAUGUUUUGGAGUCUGGAUCUAAAACCAAUAAUUCAACCUCUGCUUCAAAUUGGAAGAUGAGGCUGAUAUUCUCCUGGUGCCGGGGAUCGGGCCUUACAUUCAUGGAUAAUUUCAGCAUGUCAUCGUCCAACCUACCUCCCCGCGCUACCUACCUUGCGGCGACUCUACGAAUCGCAAGUGCCAGGAAAAUUGCAUUUGGCUCUCAGUCUUUGCUAAGCAUCUGGAUUUUCAUCGCAUCUUGGUUAGUCCGAUAUCUGGUUUUGAAAGCCCUCUUUGCCUGGUGCGAUACCGUCUCAGUCACGGGAAAGACUUCUAUUAUGCUUGCAACUGCUGGAUAUCUCUUGGCUAUGAGUGCUCUAGAAUCAAUAAAGAGUUGGCUUCUUCAAAUCUAA
Penicillium macrosclerotiorum is the source of this 1896-nucleotide messenger RNA. RefSeq lists its product as uncharacterized. NCBI's taxonomy places the organism in Eukaryota, Fungi, Ascomycota, Eurotiomycetes, Eurotiales, Aspergillaceae. Bases 1 to 1896 code for a protein of 631 amino acids. The record is from RefSeq and is a predicted model, not a curated record. The transcript has 3 exons.